AUGUUUUGCCCGGAGGGUCGCGGUUUCAAGGAUUGCGUGCAACGACGUGCAGAAGCGUGCGACGGAAGACGAGCGGCUAGCGGCGGGCGGCGGCUCACGGGGGGCGGCCCGUUCCGCGGUGCAGUGGUUGGCACGCGGUGUCGAUACGCGUGCGGCAGCGGGCGCGCCGGCCGCCCGCGGGGGGCGGGCGGCGCUGGUCGCAGAGGGGAGGCGGAGACGCGGGGGGACGCACGCGCGCCGCAACACGCCAGUCCACCGCCGUCGCGUACUGAGUUGGUCGAGAAAUGGGGGCUGACGCCUGUCCUCAGGCCGAGGCAGGAAUGCCCCCGCGCCCAGGAGCAAAGCGAAGACCAAAGGUCGCUGCCGAAAUUGUGCAGUCAAGAAGAAGAGCAGGGCCGCCCACCUCAAGGCGGCGUCGUUACCUUCGAACCUAUUCAACAUGACCACGACUUUUGCGAGCGGGUCGUCAUUAAUGUCAGUGGCUUGAAGUUCGAAACUCAACUUCGAACACUUAACCAAUUUCCUGAAACACUGCUUGGAGACCCUUCAAGGAGGAUUCGAUACUUCGACCCUCUGAGGAACGAAUACUUCUUUGAUAGAAACCGGCCGUCCUUCGACGCCAUCCUCUAUUAUUACCAGAGUGGCGGUCGCCUGCGCCGCCCCGUGAAUGUCCCACUGGACGUCUUUUCCGAAGAAAUUAAGUUUUACGAGCUGGGGGAACAAGCUACCAACAAAUUCCGUGAGGAUGAAGGUUUUAUAAAGGAAGAAGAGAAACCCCUUCCAUCAAACGAACGUCAACGCAAAAUCUGGCUGUUAUUCGAGUACCCAGAGAGUUCCCAGGCCGCCCGAGUUGUUGCCAUCAUCUCCGUUUUCGUUAUCUUGCUGUCUAUCGUUAUCUUCUGCCUUGAGACUCUGCCGGAAUUCAAGCACUACAAAGUCUUCAACACCACUACCAACGGAACCAAGAUUGAAGAAGACGAAGUGCCAGAUAUUACUGAUCCUUUCUUCCUCAUAGAGACGCUUUGUAUAAUCUGGUUCACCUUUGAAUUAAUAGUGCGGUUUUUGGCUUGUCCGAACAAAUUUAACUUUUUCCGCGACGUGAUGAAUAUCAUAGACAUAAUUGCUAUAAUACCCUAUUUCAUCACUCUUGCCACCGUCGUCGCUGAAGAAGAGGAUACUUUGAACCUUCCAAGAGCUCCCGUUUCGCCUCAAGAUAAAUCUACUAACCAAGCCAUGAGUCUUGCUAUACUUCGAGUGAUUCGUCUCGUGCGGGUCUUCCGAAUUUUCAAGCUAUCUCGACACUCUAAAGGAUUACAGAUUCUUGGGCGAACGCUGAAGGCAUCCAUGAGAGAACUCGGAUUGUUGAUAUUUUUCCUCUUCAUCGGUGUGGUCCUGUUUUCAUCCGCGGUGUACUUCGCGGAAGCCGGAAGUGAGAACAGUUUCUUCAAAUCCAUACCUGAUGCGUUUUGGUGGGCGGUCGUGACAAUGACGACCGUAGGAUACGGCGACAUGACGCCUGUUGGUGUAUGGGGUAAGAUCGUGGGAUCGCUUUGCGCGAUCGCUGGAGUACUCACCAUCGCUCUACCGGUGCCGGUCAUCGUAUCUAACUUUAACUACUUCUAUCAUCGUGAGACAGACCAAGAAGAAAUGCAGUCCCAAAACUUCAAUCAUGUCACCAGCUGCCCGUACCUGCCCGGGACUAUGGGCGAACCCUACUUGAUUUCAGGACCCAUCAAAAAGUCGUCUAUCAGUGACGACUCAUCUUCGGACAUGAUGGAACUGGAAGAUCCAGCUUUAGUGACCGAUUCUCACCUGGAGAGCAACAUGCGUCGUUUGCGGGAAGAGGAACGUCUGCUUCUAGAACAGCAGGCCGCAAUGGAGGCCGCCGGAAACGUUGACGACAUCGCUGCACUCGAACACCAAGACUUGCUUCGUCUUAAUCAGCUAAAACAGCAAGAACUGCAGAAGCAACAGGCAAGAAGGGAGCGUGCGAGCGGCGUCGGCGAGGGCGGUACGGACCCGCGUAGAGGCGAACUGCGUAGACGCACCUGCAACGUGCGCGUCAACCAGCUGCAUGCGGCUGCCGGCGCGGAGGCGCUGGAGACGGACGUC
Brenthis ino (lesser marbled fritillary) is the source of this 2112-nucleotide messenger RNA. The record is from the annotation of a GenBank genome assembly. Lineage: Eukaryota; Metazoa; Arthropoda; Insecta; Lepidoptera; Nymphalidae.